Messenger RNA from Nymphaea colorata (pocket water lily), 1115 nucleotides. RefSeq names its product protein-ribulosamine 3-kinase, chloroplastic. The transcript is spliced from 9 exons. Bases 103 to 1101 code for a protein of 332 amino acids. NCBI's taxonomy places the organism in Eukaryota, Viridiplantae, Streptophyta, Magnoliopsida, Nymphaeales, Nymphaeaceae. The record is from RefSeq and is a predicted model, not a curated record.
CGCGGUUCCGGCUACAUGGGAGCCGACAUUUGCAAAUGGCCGUACUCAAUCAAGGGGAUAUCAAACGGUAAAGGCGAGAGGCGGUGAGGGGCUGUCGAAAGGAUGAUGGGACACGCGGGGCUGCUCCCUCCUCUCUCAUCGUGCUUCCCUUUUACUCGGCUCCCCCUUCGGUCGAGACCGACCACCAUUCUCUUCAAACCAGUAGCAACGGCGGAUUUCAGCAAUGACCCAGUUCGGGAGUGGAUACUUACCGAAGGGAAAGCAACGAAGAUCACGCGGAUCAGUUCUGUUGGUGGUGGGUGCAUCAAUCUUGCUAAUCGUUACGAUACCGAUGUCCGGUCAUUUUUUGUCAAGACCAACAGAAGCAUUGGGCCCGAGAUGUUUGAAGGCGAAGCUUUAGGACUUAGUUUGAUGUACGAGACAAAGUCUAUUCGCGUGCCUCGUCCUUUCAAGGUUGGUUCACUACCACGAGGAGGUUCCUUCAUCAUUAUGGAAUUUAUAGAAUUCGGGCCGUCUAGAGGAGACCAGGCGAUGCUGGGUAGGAAGCUUGCUGAAAUGCAUAAAGCUAGCAAAUCUGAUAAAGGAUUUGGAUUUCCUGUUAACAAUACAAUUGGCAGUACACCUCAAAUAAACACUUGGUCCACAGAUUGGGUCCAAUUUUAUGCUGAGCAUAGAUUGGGCUACCAAUUAAACUUGGCUUUACAACAGUACGGGGAUUCUGCGAUCCAUGAAAAAGGACAAAGGCUAAUAAAUAAUAUGCACAAACUGUUUGAAGAUGUUGUGAUUGAACCGUGUUUGCUUCACGGAGACCUGUGGAGUGGGAAUAUUAGCUCUGACAAGAAUGGUGAACCUGUUAUACUGGAUCCAGCUUGCUACUAUGGCCAUAAUGAGGCUGAAUUUGGGAUGUCAUGGUGCGCAGGAUUUACUAGUUCCUUCUACAAUGCGUAUUUCGAGGUAAUGCCAAAGCAUCCGGGCCACGAGCAGAGAAGGGAUCUGUAUUUGUUGUAUCAUUACUUGAACCACUACAAUCUGUUUGGUUCUGGUUAUCGUUCCUCCUGCAUGUCUAUAAUUGACAAUUACCUGCGUGCUCUGAAAGCAUAAGUGUUGUCUUCUUA